Bipolaris zeicola 26-R-13 is the source of this 1770-nucleotide messenger RNA. RefSeq names its product GMC oxidoreductase. The record is from RefSeq and is a predicted model, not a curated record. Gene Ontology annotation, biological process: secondary metabolite biosynthetic process. Gene Ontology annotation, molecular function: flavin adenine dinucleotide binding; oxidoreductase activity, acting on CH-OH group of donors. Bases 1 to 1770 code for a protein of 589 amino acids. NCBI's taxonomy places the organism in Eukaryota, Fungi, Ascomycota, Dothideomycetes, Pleosporales, Pleosporaceae. The transcript is spliced from 7 exons.
AUGCCUUCAACUAUUGGCCUCGCUGUGUCAGUCUCGAUUUUUGCAACUAGCAUUCUUUCGCACCCGCUCUUUCAUGGGCAAGUCAUCCCAAGAGCAGAAGAUCUUCUGCCUGAAUACGAUUAUGUGGUUGUCGGUGCAGGUGCAUCGGGUCUGACUGUCGCCAACCGUCUAUCUGAAAACAAGAACGUAAAUGUUCUCGUCAUCGAGGCUGGCGACUUUGACCAGAAUGAAGACUACAUGACUAUUCCAGGUCUUGCUGGUGGCUCCGUAGGCACAAAGUAUGACUGGAACUUUACAUACGCCCCCAAUCCGAAUCUAAACAACCGUGCCAUUCCUUUGGGUCAAGGCAAAGUUGUGGGCGGGGGUACUAAGCUUAACGCUAUGACGUUUGAUCGUGGCUCGCAAUCCGACUACGACACAUGGGAGGCAUUGGGUGCUAAAGGAUGGAACUGUAAAAGCCUUCUACCCUACUUCAAGAAGUCGGAGACGUUCACCACCGCGACGUCUGCAAUCCGGGCUGAAUACAACAUUAAGGUGGACCUUAACAACCGUGGUAGCAACGGUCCUAUUCAGCUAACCUUCCCUCCUUUUUCUGGCCGACUACGAUACUUCAUAAAUGCCACCAAAGAACUCAGUAUCCCAAUCAGCGAUGACUCCAGCGGAAGAGCUUUGGGUGGUUACUACUGCCCCAAAAACCAAGACCCCAAGACUCAAGCACGCUCGUCUGCACAAGAAGCCUAUUACGUACCCGCUAAGCCGAGGUCUAACUACCACCUCUUAGCUGGUAAUCAGGUCACACAAGUCAUCACAUCAAAGACAAAUGGCUUACCUAAGGUCACUGGCGUCAAGUUUGCUCCUUCUGCCAACGCACCUGUCCAGCAAGCCAAGGCUAAGAAGGAAGUUAUUCUUGCUGCUGGCGCACUCCGCACACCUCAUCUAUUACAGAUCUCUGGUAUCGGCGAUGCGUCUCUACUGGCUUCCAUCAACGUCCCGACAGUUGUUAACCUUCCAGCUGUUGGACACAACCUGCACGACCAUGCUUCUGUUUUCAUGUCCUUUGCAAUAAAUACCGAUCUGCCUACCAGCCCAAUGUUAAAAUCAAACGCUACAUUUGCAGCCGAAGCCCGAAGGCAAUACGACACCUCAAGAUCCGGCCCACUGACAAACCCACAUGGCGAAUUCCUUCUUUUCCUCCCUCUCUCCACUCUCUCAAACAACACAAAAGCUCUCGUUUCACAAACCGCUGCGAACGGCCCGUCUGCAUCACUUCCACAAAACGUGCCUGCUGAAGUCGCCCGGGGUUAUGCAGCCCAGUUUGCCGCUCUUAACAAGAAGAUGCACCCCUUCUCACGCGGACAGGUUAUAGCGCCAUCGUCGAGUGCAUUCGAUUACCCCAUCGCCGACCCCGGUGUCUACCGAAACAACAUCGACAGAGCAAUUAUGCAUGAGAGCGUCUCUUUUACCCGAAAGAUCAUGGCUACAGCGAGCAUGGGCGGACUCAAGCCAACUGAAGCCGUUCCCGGUGCAUCUGCCGAUGUCGACGCUUGGAUCCGCAGUACCACAAUAUGCAUCUACCACCCCGCGGGCACAGCCAAGAUUGGACCUAGGGAGGACGGCGGCGUUGUUGACAAGAAUCUCAAGGUCUAUGGUGUUCAGGGCUUGAGGGUUGUGGACGCAAGCGUCAUGCCUAUGGUGCCGGCUGCCCACAUCAUGGCUACCGUGUAUGCUGUAGCUGAAAGGGCUGCUGAUAUAAUCAAGGGUGGCAAGUAG